Messenger RNA from Clupea harengus (Atlantic herring), 1216 nucleotides. Its product is annotated as Aly/REF export factor. The record is from RefSeq and is a predicted model, not a curated record. Gene Ontology annotation, molecular function: mRNA binding. The transcript has 6 exons. NCBI's taxonomy places the organism in Eukaryota, Metazoa, Chordata, Actinopteri, Clupeiformes, Clupeidae. Gene Ontology annotation, biological process: mRNA export from nucleus. Bases 40 to 876 code for a protein of 278 amino acids. Gene Ontology annotation, cellular component: nucleus.
UUUAACCGAAAGCUUUAGAGUCAGAUAGGCGUCAUAAUAAUGGCAGAUAAGAUGGAUAUGUCCUUAGAUGAUAUCAUCAAACAGAGUAAGCGCGGGGGUGGGGGUCGCGGUGGAAGAGGCGGCCGCGGCCGGGGAGGUGCAGGCGGAGGUCGCGGUGGUGGCGUCGGGCGACUCGGAGGCGCCGGCGGAGGCUUUGGAGGCCGAGGCGGCGGAUCAGGCCCCAUGAGGAAUCGGCAACCGCUGAGCCGCGGUAGAAGCAGACCAACGCCGUACAACAGGCCCAAGCAGCUCCCCGAAAAGUGGCAGCACGACAUGUACGACAACGGCUUCAGCUCCAUGGGCGGCGGCGGAGGAGGUGGAGGAGGCGCGGGGGUCGAGACCGGAGGGAAGUUGCUCGUGUCCAACCUCGAUUUCGGUGUGUCGGACGCAGAUAUCCAGGAACUGUUUGCAGAGUUCGGCACCCUGAAGAAAGCGGCGGUUCACUACGACAGAUCUGGCCGAAGCCUCGGAACGGCGGACGUCCACUUCGAGAGGCGAGCCGACGCCCUCAAGGCCAUGAAGCAGUACAACGGCGUCCCCCUCGACGGGCGACCAAUGAACAUUCAGCUCGUCACGUCACAGAUCGACACACAGCAGCGGCGGCCGAUGCAGGGGCUGAACCGCGGCGGUGGUGGCGGCGUCGGGGGCAUGAACAGGAGCAGAGUGGGGGGCUUCGUCCAGAGGGGGGGUCGCGGCGGAGGCGGUCGAGGGGCCGGCGGACCCAGAGGUCGGGGCAGGGGUCGCGGCGGCGGCCGAGGAGACAACAAACAGCAGCUGUCUGCCGAGGAGCUGGACGCCCAGCUAGACGCCUACAACGCCAGGAUGGAUACCACCUAAAGUGCCGGACCUCCCCGCCUGUGCUCUGCCUGUCCAAUCACGAGAGUCCGUGGUCGCCGUGGAUAUAGCACUGGACCGUUUCAGAAAGUUUUACACCUGACGUCGUCUUCAGAUGUGAUUUAAAAUUGUGUAUCAUUUCUUUCUCUCCUUUUAAAAUGCUCCAGAAUGUUUUUUACCUAUUGCUCUUUUGCUCUUUUGCGUUUUUGGUUUUCAUUUUUCAAAAAAGAGAAGAGAGUGGUCUUGACUGUAGGAUUUAAUGGGGGGGUGUGUCAUCACUGUUGUCUGUUCCCCCUUACCCCUUGUAGAUCAUUGGAAUAAACCUACAGUUGUGUAUUACCAA